UCAAAGAUCUCGGUUAGACAUCUUAAACAUUUCAUUUAAAUUGGUAUCUUGUCGAGUUAAGUUACAAACAAAACCGUUUGAUAGAUUUAGUAUUUCUUGAACUAAGUCGCAGUCUUGAUUUGAUAUUUGUGAUCAUUGUGAUAAAUAAAAUAAAAACAAACCAUGACAGUUGGUGCAUAUCUUUUGGUCUUUGGAUUUUUGAUUUGGUUGUAUUUUAUAUGGACGCGCCGCAGAUUUUAUUUGUUUGCUCUGAAAUUUCCCGGAUCACUGGGACUCCCAUUUAUUGGAAUUCUACAUAAGCUACUUCCACAAAAAGAUGUUCUCUACAAACUACCAAAAAUUGCAACCGAUUGCAAAUCGAAAUCAGCUUUCACAUGGAUAGGAACAGUUCCUUAUUUCUACACUUUUGAUCCAAACAUUAUCGAAAAGAUUCUUUCGUCCCGAAACUGUACCGAUAAAACAAGUGCUUUUGAAGUUUUGGACAAAGAAAUCGGAGCAGGUCUUCUUUCUAGUAAAACUCAGCGCUGGACUAAACAUCGAAAGCUUUUAGGUCCAACAUUUCAUCAUAAGGUUCUAUUAAAAUUCUUUCCAAUAUUCAAUAAUAAGUCCAAGGACUUAUUGGAGAAACUUGACAGUUUAGUUGGUGGUGGAGAAUUUGAUUUAAAUGAUUUAUUUCAAAGAUUCACUAUACAAACAGCCAUUGCAACUACUUUGGAUGUUGAAAUAAGUGAAAAGAACGAGAGGGAUGCAGAAUACAUUUCGCAUGUGCAAAAUCACUUGAGAAUAAGCAUUGACCGUUCGUUAGCACCUUGGCGAAAAAUCAAUGCCUUAUUUUACUUCAACAAAUUCUACAAAUCCUAUGUGGCAUCAAGAAAAUUUAUUUACAACUUUAUAACCGACCUUAUUGAUGAAAAGUUUAAAAAAAUGGAAAGUCUCUAUUUACACGAUUCAACCGAAGAUAAAGUUGAUAUAACAAAAUCUCGAAGAAUAUUUAUUGACCAAGCUGUUGAACUUUAUCGAACGAAUCUAUUUUCAUGGAAGGAUGUCUUUAUUGAAUCAAAUGUUUUAGUUUUAGCUGCUUUUGAAACAUCAGCAUCUUCUCUUUACACGGUCUUGAUGCUUCUUGCAAUGCAUCCACAUUAUCAGGAGAAACUUUUUGAAGAACUUAAAUUAGUUUUCCCAGAUGGUACCGAUGAUAUAACCUAUGAGGAUCUUCAACACCUUGUUUACAUUGAUAUGAUAAUCAAUGAAACUUUAAGGGUUGCAGCAACUAUUCCACUUUUAGGACGUGAUGCCAAUGGAGGCGAUGUUAAAAUAUCCGAUGAACUAUCAAUUCCUCAGGGAACUUCGAUUUUGAUUGAUAUAUUUAAUUUGCAUCGAGAUGAGGAUGUAUGGGGACCGCAUGCUAAGAAAUUUAACCCCGAAAACUUUUUGCCACAGAAUCUAGAAGGAAAGCAUGCGUAUGCAUUUAUUCCAUUUUCCAAAGGACCAAGGAAUUGCAUCGGUUGGCGUUAUGCGGAGAUGUUCCUAAAGAUUAUUCUUAGUAAAAUAAUUAGAAACUUUAAGGUGACAACAUCGUCUCGUUUUGAGGACUUAAGAUUUACAAUGAACAUGUCACUGAGAUGUGAUGUUAUGCCUCAACUACAAUUCCACCGGAGGCGGGUGGAUUCUUCCAACGUGCAAAGACUAAAAAAGAGUUGGUUGUUGUUGUUGUCUUACAGUAUGAUUUUAAAAAUAUUACUUUUUGGUCUUUGUCUACUUCUCACUCCUUUAUACCUUCAUGUUUCGAAAUAUCAAAAGUACAAAGAAAUCAGUAAGAAAUUUGGCAGUGGCAAGGGGUUACCAUUUUUUGGAGUGUUUUUCAUACUUUUUGAUUUGAGAGAAGUACUGUAUAAAUGGCCUAAGUUAAUACAAAAUUCAAAAUCGAAGUCAGCUUUCACAUGGUUUGGACCAUUUGUGCCAGUAUUAUAUACUUACAAUCUUAAUUAUGUACAGAAAGUAUUAUUUUCUCCUGAUUGCAACAAAAAAUCAAAUAAUUAUUCAAUAGUUCAUAAAGAACUUGGGCCAGGAAUUGUAUCAAUGGAAGGAACAAUUUGGAAACAACAUCGAAAACUUCUUAAUCCAUUAUUCAAUCACUCCAGUCUAACGUACUCAUUUCCGGUUUUUACUGAAAAAUCUUCAUUACUUAUCAAAGAAUUGGGACACUUUGUUGGAAAGGGCGAAGUACAGCUCACAUGGUUACUUAAAAAGUUCACAAUGAAGACUUCAAUUGCCUUUUUUUUGGGCUUCGAAUUGGAAGAUGAUAAUGUAGAUCACGUUCUUUUAAUGGAUCACUUAAUGAAUUUUAUGGCCAUUCUCGCUGACCGCAUGGUAGUAUUGACUAUAAACCUAGAUUCGAUUUUUCGUUGGACCAAGUCCUACCAGUCUUAUGUCAAAUCAAAAAAGUAUUUCUUCGAUUUUCUUAAAAAAAUCCUGUAUGCUAAAAUCAAAGAAACAACUUUAAAUGAAGACUUAAAAGAGAAUGAUAAAAGUUGCCUCCAACAAGCUGUCAAUAUUUAUCUCAAUGGAGACUUUUCUCUUAAUGAACUUCUAUCGGAAUUAAAAGUUAUUUUAUUUGCAGGAUUCGAAACGACAUCUGUAACUCUAGAAAAUCUAAUUCUGAUGUUAGCUAUGCAUCCUCAAUAUCAAGAAAAACUUUUUGAUGAAGUAGCGCACGUCUUUCCUGACAAAGAGUUCGAUGUGAGAUAUGAAGACAUCCAGCAGCUUAUAUUCAUGGACCAAUUUAUAAACGAAACAUUUCGUCUGAUGCCAACUGUGCCCUUAAUCGGACGAAAUGCAACAAAACCUAUUGAAAUAUCUGAAGAUGUAGUUCUUCCCUUGGGAACUACAAUAAUUGUUGAUUUAUUUAAGAUUCACAGGGACAAAGAUAUUUGGGGUCCGAAGGCUGAUUUAUUUAAUCCGGAUAACUUUUUGCCUGAUAAUUUGAGAGGAAAACAUUUGUGUAGUUUUAUACCCUUUGUAAAAGGAGCAAGAAAUUGUAUUGGUUGGCGUUAUUCAUUGUACUUCUUGAAAUCAAAUCUAUCUAAAAUUGUUCGGAAUUAUCGUUUUAAGACCAGCUUUCGAUUUGAGGAUCUUCACUUUCUAUUUAAUGCUUCUUUAAAACAUAAAUUACCACAAUUGGUGGAAGUUUAUAGAAGAUAAAAAUAAAUAAAUCUUAAAAUUAUAUGUUUAUUUAUUUAAA
This is a messenger RNA of Eupeodes corollae, 3241 nucleotides long. RefSeq lists its product as uncharacterized. The transcript is spliced from 16 exons. The coding region runs from base 163 to 3201 and encodes 1012 amino acids. NCBI's taxonomy places the organism in Eukaryota, Metazoa, Arthropoda, Insecta, Diptera, Syrphidae. The record is from RefSeq and is a predicted model, not a curated record. Gene Ontology annotation, molecular function: iron ion binding; monooxygenase activity; heme binding.